AUGAUCGCCCUUGCCGCCUUCCAGGAGCCGGGCGCGGCCUUGAAAGCAGUGAAAGCGCUGGACGGCUUCGACUGGAGGAGUCGUUCCGAAGUGGCACAGAGGCCCCCAGAAGUGCACGAAUGCUUCAGCGCGAAGAUCGUGCAUGACGCAGAGGAUCCUCUCAGGAUCCCAUCGCCUUCAGCCGGCGGAUAUUCCGGUGCUCCGGAGGCUUCGGGCUCUGUCGAGCAGGCUCCCAACAGAGAUGGCAAGGAGCCAGGAGAAGCAGGAUCACCCUCGGCACCAUCGAAGCCUCGAAGAAGUGCACGCGUCAAGCUGCAGCAGACGGGCCGGAAACUUCGCUGGGAGAAGUCCCCAGGCAGCGAGGCCGAGGCCGAAGAGGAGCCGAUUCCGGCGGCCCAGCGGCGCCCCACGGAGGCAGUCGAUGCCGUGGAGGUUGGGCCAGAAAUGCGUGAAGUGGAUCUCUCUGACACGCACUUGGUGGUGACUGGCCUGCCUUGGGACUGGAGCGCCCUGCAGCUGCAGAUGCUCUUCACACCCUUCGGAGGAGUGCAGGCGAUGCAGCUGGGCGACGGUUUGGCCCUGGUCCGCCUCGAGGAGUUGGCGCAGCACGCGGCCGCCGCCGCCCACUUUGAGCAGCCUCAGCCAGACUUGCCGGGACUGCGCUGCCAGCAUGUCUUGGGCCCCCGGGAGAAGGAACUCUUGGCACAGGCUGCCGAGGCAGAGCGGUUGAGGAAACAAGCAGAGGAAGAGGCCGCUCGCCAGCGCAAGGCGGCUGCUGCAGAAGCUGAGAGGUUACGCCAGGCGGCCCUGUUUGCAAGCCGGCGAGUAGUUUGGGAAGCAGCAAAUGCCGACUUUGCAGCCGCUGUCUUGGCAGAGGCGCAGCCGGCCGAUGCAGAGCGCUGCAAGCGGCUCCAGGCCGCAGCAGAGUCUCUGAGAGAUGCUUCGCUCAGCAAGCAGCGCAGACGAAUGUUCGUUGCACUGGUAGAGGCUGAGCGAAAAAGGCAAGCAAACAUGGCAACCGAAUUGGAGCAUGAGGCCAUGCGCACUGCGGAUGCGGAGUCCAAGGCUUGGCAGCAGUACCUGCUGCAUGCCGAGCACCAGUAUUUGGAGAUGCUCCGGCAGGCAGAAGCUGCAGAGACUCUCGCGAUGUCCAAAGCUGAUCGCGAGAGUCGACGUGCUGAGCAGGCACGUCUUGAUCAGGAACGGCGGCGACGACGAAGAGAACGUGAGUCGCAAGCAGCAGAGGGGCGUGCGAUGAAGAAGGCAGACGACGAGAGCCGUCGCGUCGAGGCAGCCACUUUUCUCGCGGAGGAACAGGCACGUGAAGAGUUUGAGGCGGAGCUCAUGGAACGGGCGGAGGAUGAGGUUCGGGAGUUCAUCCAACAGGAGGCACGCAGAGAAGCAGACGAGCGCCGCAGAAUGGCUGCUGACGAGGCGGAGCGGCGACGAGCAGAAGAAGAGAGAAAACAGAAGCUUGUUCUGGAGUGGCGCAGGAAGAAGGCAGCCAGGAGAGCUCUGGAGUCGGAUGAUGAAGAUGAGGCACAGGAGCCCGAAGAAGAGGAGGAUCAAGAGGCGAAACAGGAGACUUCGGGAAGCCCUGCCUUGCCUCAGAAGGCCAUCGUGCGGAAUCCAUUCGGACCCGUGAAUGUCAUCGUCCCGCAGCAGGCACCGGCCCAGGAGGAAAAAGCCAAAAAAGCAAAGGAGGAGGAAGCCAAGCGUGCUCGCGAAGAAGAGCGCCGCAGGCUGAAGGACGACGCCGCCAAGAAGCGAAAGCGUGAAACAGAGGAAGCAGCAGCGGAGCUGCAACGCUUUGAACAGGAGCUCCAGCGACGAAGUAACUUCCUCCUACGACGACGGCAGCAGGAAGAGGAAGACCUGCGAAAAGAGGAGGAGGCUCAGCAGCGAGCUGAGAGACAGGAGCAGGAGCGCAAGCAGCGCGAGUUCGAGGCAUCCUGCAUGGCUCGAGAGGAGAAGCUCCGCAUGCCUUUUGAGCUCGAGGAUCGGCGGCAAGAGUCUGAGCGGCGAAAGCAGGAGGAAGCCGAGCGCAGAAAGCAGGAGCGUGCUGAGAGGAAGAGAAAGGAGCAGGAGGAGAAACUUCGCGAAGAGCGCAGAGCGGAAGCUCGGUCUUUCCAUCCGCAGCAGGCUGCCAGGCUGCUGCAAGCCAAGGAGCAGGAAAUCGCGCGAAUGCAAGCUGAACUUCUGAAGCGAAGGCAGGAGGAGGCUCAGAAGAAGUCUCAGCAGAAGCAAGAAGAAGCGAAGUGGGAGCUCUUCCUCACCGUCAGCUCAGCAAAGCAGGGCAAGGAGAACACGUCGAAAGCGAAGCCGAAGUUCGAGUCACAGCCGAAGAAGGAGAAAAAGCAAUGUUCUUGGAACGAAAACUGCUUCCUGAAGCGAGUGGAGGAGGGAGCACUGCAAAGAAGAGCCGUCGGACUGCAAAGUAUGAAGCAGACGCAGGGUGCUCUUCGAAAAGCGGGAGAAGAGCAUCUGUUUUCCCUGGCCUUCAUUUUGCCCGGAGGAGUUCAGCUCUUCGACAACAGCAUCCGUGACGGAAGAAGUCCUUUGGCGCCUGUGCACUUCGUCUUUGACUGCGGUGGCUUCACCUACCUGCCGGACCUUGUGCGGGCGUCAGGAUGGAACGACUUCACCCGUCGGGUACGCCUGGCCUUCGAGCAGACGCCUCGGAAGCGCAGGCACUUGCUCGGCCCGCAGAUUGUCAGCCAGUUGACUGAUCGUGCAUGGUCGAUCACGGGAAACAUCGACCACCGAAGGCUGUGUCGCCGUGAUGGAGUGGUCUAUCUUCUCCAGUACCUCAAGGAGGCUCUUGGCCGCCUCCCGGUGCCAGACAUCGGGGUGAGGUUGGAGUCGCUCAUCCUGCGGCUGAAGCGUCAGCCCUACCAGUCUAUGGCGACAUGGGCUGCCCACCUCCGGCAGCAAUACAGGCACUUGCAGGUGGCGCUGAGCAGAGUGCGUACUCAGGAGCAUGCUGAACCUCUACGAUCUUCUACCUCGAGGCCUACGUCUUCCGGGGGCGGUUCGCCACAGCGCAGAGCCAGCAAUCAAACCGUAGAAGAACCGCAUGCGGAACAACCUGCAGCUGGCAGCGCCGAGGAUGAGACAGAGACCGUGGCUCCCGUUGAGGAGGAAGACGAGUUGGAGGCCGCGGCGGACUCUCCUUCCCGUUCAUGGUCACGACGCAAGGGUCGCAGGGAGUCUGCUUCAGACAGCGAUACUUCUGCAAAGGCACUUGAAGACCUCUCCAUAUGGGAGGCCCAUGAGGAGACGCUUCCGGAAGUGCUGCCGUCAGAAGUGUUGGGAUGGCUCCUCUUACGACGAGCCAACCUGGGGAACCAAGCGAGGUUGUCAGUCCAGGCAGCCGCCGGAAACAGCUUGAAGCUCGAGGACAUUGAGAAGGCGUUGAGGGGGAUGGAGGACGAGCUGGUUGGCCAAGAAGCAAUGGGCCGCGGUCACUCCAAAGGUGACUACCGACGGCGGACCUACUGGGUCGAGGAGGCUGGCGAGUGGUCCUUGAUUAUGGAUAAUGCUGAGAUUGAAGAGUCUGUGGAGAAUGGAGAGACCAUCUACGUUGGCACCAGGCUUCCUCCUCAAGUCUAUCCGUCGGCCAACUUCUCUGGCGAGGACUCUCCCUCUUCUGACAAUGUCUGGUGGAGCAACCAGGACUAUGAGACCGGCGCUGCUGGAUGGGACGAUACGUCAUGGUGGAGCUGGGAGGAUUAUGAUGACCUCUUGACUCCGGAAGAGCACAAGGAGGUCGAUGAGGCAUUCGCCCUGGCGGAGUCGAAGGUGAGGAACUUUGUGCAGGCCCGUCAGGCCGUGAAGGCCAGGAACUUGUCCCGUGGGUUUUAUCCUUUUGCUCCUCAGAGCAAGUCGGUUGGCAAGGGGCGGAAGGGAAAAGGAAAACCCUUCAAGGGGAAAGGCCCCUCCUCGGUGGCCUCUUCGUCUUCCACCCCGGUGAUGGCCAGUGCCGACGAUCAAGGGUUUCUGGGAGCGGCUGUGGGACAACCGGGCUACACUGGAUGCUUCAUUUGUGGGUCAAAGGAUCACGACUUCAGGACUUGCCCUCGACGCCAGGGGAAAGGACACAAAGGCGGCCGGCAGGGUAGCGUGCACUUCUCCGAUGCCUCGGUCUUCACCGUGACUGCCGAGCCGGCCGAUGAGAUGGUAGAGGAUGUCCCAGCCUUUAUGAGUCAGGGCGAAUUGUCCACUCAAGAGAUGGCUGGUUUCGCUGUGCUUGACACUGGGGCGACCGAGACGGUAGGAUCCCUUCCUGCAGUUGAACAACUUAUGAGAGCCAGGCACCAGCACUUAGGGUACGCUGAAGAAGUUCGAGUCGUGGAUCAGCCACCCAAGCGGUUCAAGUUUGGGAACGGAGAGUAUGCUUAUUCCGCCUCGUAUAUCCUCCUACCCCAACAACUUGGAGCGCAAGCCAUUCAACUAGGGAUCUUCACACUUGAUGUCUCCGGAGUUCCAUUGCUAGUCGGCAUCCGUACCAUGAGAAGAUUGGGUGCUGUGUUGGACCUCUCCAAGUUCGUAAUUGUCUUCACUGCUGUGGACAUGAACCGAGCGAUUCCCCUAAGACGGUCACCCAGUGGGCAUGCGCUUCUUGACCUUCGAGGUGACUGGCUGUCCGGAGGAUGCCUAGUCUCAGACUUGGGCAGAGACAUCCACUCAUGUCCGCCUCCUGAAGAAAAUUUCGUCGAGUCUGCGUACAUGUUGAGUGAUGGUGACCAGGGGACAGGAGAGAGUCUUGAGCAGUCCAGUGCAGAGCCUGUUCCCGAAGCCAGCUUGGCGUGCCAGAGUGAACGACAUGAACACGGGCAGCAUUGUGGCUCCGACCACGACAAUUCGAUGAGAUCAAUAGUGACCCUGACUGCCCUCGUUGCGCUUCAUGGCCUCCACUGCGGCGAAAGCGGCAACGAGAUGCUCCCACUGGACUACGACCGUCAGGAAGGUGUGGACCCUCGGGAUCCCCGUGCUGCUGGCGGUCUGUGCAAGGGCAACCACACUCCGAAGACGAGGGCAAACCAGUUUGCUCAGUGGACGGUGUGCACCAAGUGCCAGGUGCGGCUGCAGUAUAUCCCUCGAAUGGGCUGCCAUGCUCAACAUCGUCAGGCUGGCCCACUGGCUCCCGACACCAAGGAGAUGAUCAAGAAUGCGGACCCAGAUGCCGAGUACUACCCGACCAACAAGGAGAUCAGCCUCACGGCGGCGGAGAACUCAGCUUUGAGGCAACUGGAACGACUCCGGCGCCUACGGCAAGGGGACUCGAAGGCGGCGGCUGCGAAGGAGACGAUCACCACAAAGACCAAGGAACCACAGGAGCCUCCCUCAGCAGCGACAGUGGCCAUCGACGACUCCGAGACGGAGGAGUCGCCGCUGUCUCCGGGGACCAUUGUGGUUCCAACUCCUGUGGACAAGGAGCAGUUGCCUUCGCACCCGAGUCGGAAGGCAUCAAGGGCCAGCGAGACGAAGACAGAGCACCUGGAGUAUCAAAACCGAUCCUGA
Messenger RNA from Symbiodinium sp. CCMP2592, 5523 nucleotides. The record is from the annotation of a GenBank genome assembly. Lineage: Eukaryota; Dinophyceae; Suessiales; Symbiodiniaceae.